AUGGAGAAGGGGUUGCAAGUCAAGGGCACGGGCGAGGGGCAGAGAGUCAAGGGAAAGCUGUGGGAAAGGACGCUAAAGGGAAGACUGGAGAUGAGGAGGCAGGCUAUGCUGAAUAUGCCGGCUUUGAUCCAGGAGUGGAAGCAGAAGGGGCAUGGAAGAGGUUGGAAGAAGUGGCCGAGUUCCAGGGCGAAGAAAUAA
Molecule: messenger RNA, 198 nt
Organism: Plenodomus lingam JN3
Lineage: Eukaryota; Fungi; Ascomycota; Dothideomycetes; Pleosporales; Leptosphaeriaceae
Product: mitochondrial 54S ribosomal mL59 domain-containing protein
Cellular component (GO): mitochondrial large ribosomal subunit
Molecular function (GO): structural constituent of ribosome
Source: RefSeq, a predicted model, not a curated record